UAUCAUUAUGUUACGUAGUUAGAGCCUAGAAUGGGUUGUAAAAAUAUCAGCAGGAUUGUUAAAAACAGCGUUGCAUUUCGACUGACAUUUGGAAAUUGUAGUGUUUUAGGGACGUAGUGUUAAGUUGAUUUCACCGAUAUUUUCAAUUAUUUAUAUUUUUCUUCGUUCUAAUGCUGCUAAAUUAGGGUCCUGCAACUGUAGAAUCUGAAAAACACAAUGGGGUUAAGAAUUGGUGGGUGGUUUGGUUUAAUUUCCGUAAUAGUGAUAGGGUUGUUUGGAUUCGGAUGGUAUUUAACAAUUCUUUCGUUUCUGGUCUCGUUUCUGGCAGGGAUACUAACCAUCCUUUAUUUAAAUUAUGACGACAAGAAGAUAUUCAAUGUAGAUAUAAAUUGCCUGGAUGACCCACUGCAGAGAACAAAUUAUUCCAUUCAGUCCCCAAAGAUCCUAGAACUAUUCAAAUCAAACAAACCUUUGCCAAAAUUUGACCAGCGCAUAACUGGCAGUGAUACAGUUGACUCCUUCCUGAAUGAAAUCAUCACUAUCAUCAUCAAUGACUAUGUGACCACAUGGUACGGCAUCUUGACGGAUGAUGAAGAGUUCACGAGUCAUUCAGUCAAAAAGUUGGUGAUUUCUACUAGUGCCAAUGUAGCCAAUAGAGUAAAAAGCGUAGACUGGAUCCAUCUCCUCUCGACGAAAUUUCCCGAGGAGCUGACAAUGCACCUAAAAUUAUUCAAACAGUCGAGAGUGAGGUUGAAACAUAUAGAUCUAGUGGCCGCUAAAGAGGUUAAUGGCAACGGCAAACCUAGUCCAAAGAAAGAGGAAAAGAAGACACAUAGGAGGAAUAAGAGUGACACAGAUUUGUCGUGGGCCCCAGAUGCACAAACAUUUGGAAAAUCUAAAUUUUACGAUAGCUCAGAAGAUGUCAGCGGGAAAUCAUUGAUCGACUUGUUCUUCGAUUUGGAAAACUCUAUAGAGAACAGACAGCUCUGCCGGGAUGCUUUUUGCACUGAUCCCAAAAAGGAAUAUGCGUUGCUAUGCGAAUUAUCAGAAGCCGUGAUAUACUUAGUAGCCCCUGAGGAAGUGUGGAAAUGUCACGCCUUAAAGGUGCUGCUAAUUGAUCUACUGUCCUCUGUGGUUCUCCGUCCCGUGGUGGCCCUACUUAGCGAUCCGGACAACAUCAACAGGGCUAUUAUUAGAACAUGUUGUCGCGACGCAGUUCUGCCAUCAGAACAGUUCCUCACGGUGAUACGGUGCUGCGGUGACGCCGAAGAACUAGAUGCCACGCUGGAGAUGGUGCAGAAGGAUAUACAGAAACUGCAUUCGAGAGACAGUGCAGGAGAGUGGGAACUACAAGACCGGCAGAAGCUGUCUUCACUGCAGUACCUCACUAGGAUCAUACAGGCCCGGAAAGCCACAUUAGGACCUCAAGGAACCACCAGCGCCACAGAAGUGAAAUUGUCCGAAGAAGUGAUAAGAUCGGAGAAGUUUCUGCGGGCGCAAGAAAACUGGAGGUCCCAAGCACAGUACACACUAGACAUAGAAGUAAACGAAACAGAUUCAAUACAGUCCUCUAAACUAGUACUAGACAAGCUACGUUCAUCCGCCUUAGAAAUAUGUGACACGUACUUGUCUCCGAACCGAAUAAGCGUGCUGGGUCUUCCUGAGAACUGUUACGCGGAAUUAGUCAGGAAGAUCAACACCGAAGGAGAGGAAUUUACGAAUAAUCCUGUUAUAUGCUUUGAUGAGGUUUACAAGUGUGUUUGGGAUGCCCUUCAGGACGAUUAUUCGUGGCAACUGUACUGCAUGACGAACGGAGAACAAGACUCAGCUGCUAACAGUGAAAUCAAGAAGGAUGACAAAGACGCCAAAAAAUAUAGCGGAGUAGACACGUUACCAGUGCCUGGUGCAAGACACAACCGGUCACGGUCCGACAUUGUCGGGAAUUUGGCGCAAAAAAUGAUCAGCGAAAGUGCAGGACCAUCAAAUUUAACGUCACCCAACACAAGCAAUAUGUCGCUGUCUCACUCAAACAUCAGCCAAAACGCAAAGAAUCUCACGUCUCCAUUGCAAGCGUCAAUCAUUGAAACAGCUCUAAUGCAAGAUAAAGGGAAGGCAAUUGGAAUCUACGCUAUCGCAGUGACGAGAGUGUCAGACAACGAGAAAUGGCAUAUUUAUAGGAGAUACAGCGACUUUUAUGACCUGCAUUCAUCUAUUAAAGACAAGUGGCCAGAAUUAGGUCAUCUCCCGUUCCCUGCCAAGAAGACGUUCCAAAACACAUCACGCGCCGUCCUAGAAACCAGAAAGCGAAUGCUCAACAAUUACCUAAUGAAUUUAGCGAACCUGGCAAGAGAGGCGCGGUAUAUGGCUCUCUGGUCACCCGAUUAUCUAGGGGGGUUCCUUAGCCAGGAGAUACAGACGGGGAAAACUAGCAAUAUGUUUGAUGCCCUGUUUGUGAACUCAAUAAAGGCUGGUGUGAGGACCUUAAAGAACAUGCCUGAUCAGUUCGCUAACACAGUUGACGGAGUUAUGGACGGUAUUUCAAAGGUGUUCCAAAGUAAAGGAAGUGACAGUUGCGAGGACCUUAGGUACGGGAAUUCUUCGGAUAGUCAAGAUGAGGGCGAUGAAAGCGCAGCGCUUCGCCUGCUAGAAGAGGUGCUAGGAAUACGCGGACUCUGGCUGCGGAGAAAACUGCUCGCGCCCUUGCGCACACUUAUCGGAGACCGAGUUAACAAAAAGGUGUUCGAUUUAGUCUCUUCGCUGACUUCGCCUCGGAACGUCGUUCAAUAUCUUAAGACAUUUAAGCAAUGGCUCACGGCUCGAAACAACCCGCAAGGUGGCAACAGGGACGCGGCUACUAAGGCUAGAACGAGAGUUGCCGCUAAAGUGGCUCUGCUAGCUGCUUCAUCAGAUGAGUUGAAGCAUAUAGUUGGGUCAGACGCAGCCAGACGAGGUCUACUUACAGUCUUCGACCUAUUCCAGAACGAAGAGAUCAACAAGAGGCUUAUUUUCGUGCUACUUGAAGCGACGCUGGCGAACUUGUUCCCAGACAACGAAUUCCCAGAGUUAUUCAAGAAGCUAUACUCCAAUUCGCCGAGAGUGCCUGUGACUAAGAAAAAUGUUAGUACUUAGAUUUAAUUAUUAAAUACGUCGUAUUUAAAGUGAAGGGACCAGCCGGUCUGAUCUGUUCAAAAUGCAGUGUGCCAAGUUAUUGACAGGAAUUGAUAUGUUUUUUAAAUCGGCGGUUUAAUAUGCCCUAUAAUGUUCAAGUUGGUUAUUAAAUGUUAUACUGGCUGUCCUACACAAAAUGCAUCAACAUAAUAUUUUGAAUGGAUUCAUAAAGUAGACAUCCAUGCAUUGUAUAGUCAGCAUAAAAUAGAUAGUGACGACCGAAGAAGCCAAAUAAAUCGAUAGACAACUUUGUUAUUAUUGAAAUAAGGAAGUGUUCAUAUACAUUACGCUAGUUUGGCCGUUAUUGUAUAUGAUACUGACUGUACACGAUAAAAACCCAAACUACAGCGAAACAUGUUACUUUCUAAGCGUUAAGUAUACACCUCCAUCAUAGCAUCUAAAAGUAAAUUGUGAAACCUCAUUACUUUAUUUAAGGAAGUAAACAUUUUGCUUAUCUUCGAUUUUAGCGCAUGGUCUUCAUUUUUGAACAGGUGUGUUUAUGAUCUCCUGUCUCCUGUCUUAAAACAAAAAUGUAAAAACUAAAUUGAAAUAAAAUUGAUCCCAUUAAUUGUAAUCUACACCUCAUGUUUUUACAACUAUAAAAUCGUUUAAGUAUUGUAUUUCAUUCGGUCAAAAUAUUCCAUCCUCUAUGCAUAGACUAGGAAUAAAUAAAAUAUAUGUAUACAUUUUAACUAAAAGAAUACAUUGCACGAUGUCAAAAGUAUUAUUCAUAUUUAAUAAAAAAAUUAGUAUUGGAAAUAAUAAUGUGAUAACUGAUAAAUUAGGAAAUUUUACAUGCUUACCUGAGUACUUGUACAAAAAGCUUUUUACUAUUGUUGUAAUAUUUACAUAUUGUAGCAAAGUUUCGAGAUUACUUCGCAAUUUAUAUAUAAUUGUGUAUAUUUUAGGUUGUUUCGGUAUAAUAAAAAUAACUAACUUAUGCUUAUUAUAAAAAAGAAUACUUGUAUAGUCCGAGACCCAAUCUCGUGAGAUUAAAACACGUCUUUUAUUACGACCGUUAAACGAUAUUAUUAAACUAGUAUUGAGUAAUUCAUUCUUCUUUUAAAACAUACUCAUGAUGACCGUUAACGAGAUUUAGCUUGAUAGUUUGGUAAAAAAUCAUUAUGACAAUUACAUUGACGAAAAGCAUUUUUGAGACAAAUCGAAUUAGGAAUCUGAAGUAAAAUCCUGCGAACGUUUGGUUUUUACUUGGUAUCUUGAACAACAUUGCGUACACGCACUACACGAUUUUUUUUAACUUUUAUUACUACCAAAUGGACUAAUAAACGGACAUAGUAAAAAAGUGGCUUUUGUGAGAGAGGUGUUUAGCACAUUUUUUUCUACCUCUAUUUGUUGGGUUAUCUAUGUUUUUAUAAGCAUUAUAAGAAUACAUUAUAAGGCAUUAUUAGUCUGGAGGGGUGCCAUUGUCACGUGACGGUUAAAAUCUUAUAAUUUUACUUUUAUUUAAGUUUUUUUUUUUUUACUCAUGUAUAUUUUAAGAGGUUAUACAGGUUGGUUGCUGGUCUGAUAAAAUACUUUUAGUUCAAUUUAAAGCAAUAAAAUAUUCAGCACAUAUCAUAUAAGGUUAGGUAUUUCCCGUGUUGUCCUCGUUACUAUAAUGUUAAUAGUAUUAUAUUUUUUAUAGCUGGAUACAUUCCACUUGUUUAACUUAUUUAAAUUUUAUAAAAUAGCCGAAUGUUAGUGUAAUAUAGUUACGUGCCUAUUUAUUGAUUUGAAAUAAAAUAUUUCAACUUGAGGGAG
This is a messenger RNA of Leguminivora glycinivorella, 4929 nucleotides long. Its product is annotated as sorting nexin-13-like. The transcript is spliced from 23 exons. Gene Ontology annotation, molecular function: phosphatidylinositol binding. The coding region runs from base 217 to 3129 and encodes 970 amino acids. The record is from RefSeq and is a predicted model, not a curated record. Gene Ontology annotation, cellular component: early endosome. NCBI's taxonomy places the organism in Eukaryota, Metazoa, Arthropoda, Insecta, Lepidoptera, Tortricidae.